AUGCGCCUCCUCGGCUUUUUUUCACUCUUGCUACCAGUGGCAUGCGCAUAUUCGACCUUUCCUGUCAUCUCCGAAGUCCACUUGACUACGCUCAUAUGGAUAUACGAAGACCACAACCUUUGCGAGGACGGAUGCAACAUCGCGUACAAGUACUUCAAAGGCCAAAUGGGAGAGGUAGCUUGGUUCUACAAGGAGGUUCCGGGAGGCUCGAUGCUGGAAGCGCUCUCGGGAAAUCCGUCAGGAAUAGGCAUUGCGGAGACGUGGAAGAAGUGUCCACAAGCAAAUCCUGACGAUGACGACAGACCCGUGCAUCUUGGAAAUGCUCGUGCCACACAUCCGUACAGAACACCGGUUCAAGCAUAA
Messenger RNA from Parastagonospora nodorum SN15, 363 nucleotides. RefSeq lists its product as hypothetical. The coding region runs from base 1 to 363 and encodes 120 amino acids. NCBI's taxonomy places the organism in Eukaryota, Fungi, Ascomycota, Dothideomycetes, Pleosporales, Phaeosphaeriaceae. The transcript has 3 exons. The record is from RefSeq and is a predicted model, not a curated record.